This is a messenger RNA of Papilio polytes (common Mormon), 2307 nucleotides long. Its product is annotated as zinc finger protein 32-like. NCBI's taxonomy places the organism in Eukaryota, Metazoa, Arthropoda, Insecta, Lepidoptera, Papilionidae. Bases 210 to 1268 code for a protein of 352 amino acids. The record is from RefSeq and is a predicted model, not a curated record. The transcript is spliced from 7 exons. Gene Ontology annotation, cellular component: nucleus. Gene Ontology annotation, molecular function: zinc ion binding.
AACUGGCAACUUAAAUUAAUGAUUUGAUUUGAUCUGUGUUGUGCCUGUGUUUGUGUUGUUAUUCUCUUAUUUUGUUUUUAUAGUGUCAUUUGUUCAUUCUUCAUUUAUAACUGUUUUAAUUGAUGUUAAUAUUAAUAAAGAUGAUGGCGUGUUUAACCGAAAUAAUAACUUGCUAAAACUUGUUUAUUUCACUUGGUUAUGAAAAUAUCAUGGAUGAAAAAUGUAGAGUUUGCUUACAGAGAGGAUCUUUGGAGUGUAUUUUUAGAGUAAAAGGAUCUUUAAAUUUAUCAACAAAAAUUAUGUCCAUAGCUAAUGUUAAGAUAUUCCCUAAUGAUGGGUUACCAUCAACAAUAUGUAAAACAUGCACAGAAAAGCUUGACCAAUGUAUUGAAUUUAUUGAAUUGUGUCAAAAAUCAGAUCAUACUUUACGAUUAACCAUAAACAAUAUUCAAAAAUCAUUGAUAAAUACCAUAGAAAAGUAUUAUACAGAAAACAAUCCUGAUGAUGGUAUAAAUAAUUCUGAACUUGAAAAUGAUUAUAUGGAUAAAAACCUUAAAUUACCUCAAGAAAGAGCUAUAGAUAAUAUUACUAAUGAAAAAGAUGUAAAGUUAGAAAGAAAUGUGGGUAUUUUAAAAGUUGAAAAUAGAGAAUCUCGGAAACAACAGUGUUUUAAAUGUGGCAAGGUAAUGUCUUCUAGGUUCCGUUUGAAAACUCACUUAAGGACUCACACUGGAGAGCGACCGUUUUCUUGUCCACAUUGCAACAAAAACUUUUCAUUGGAACAGAAUUUGAAAGUCCAUCUUAGGACACAUACGGGUGAGAAACCAUUCAGUUGCAGUAUAUGUGGUGAGAAUUUCGCACAUUCUGCAGGUCUUGCGGUGCACAGACGAAAACACACUGGCCAGAAGCCUUACCAGUGCAUCUUAUGUCCACGUAACUUUCGUACUGUUGGCCAUUUGCAGUAUCAUAUAAGGAGACAUACUGGCGCAAAAAAUUUUGAAUGUGCAACUUGUGGGAGAGCUUUUAUAACGCAAAGCGAUUUGAAACGUCACUCCUUAACGCAUUCGGGAGAAAAACCUCACGUGUGCUGUUAUUGCGGCGUGCGCCUUACACGCGCCUCACAUCUCAAGAGGCACAUACGGUUUAUACACAAAGAAAAAGAAGUGCAAGCUGAACUCCGCAAGGGAGGAGAAAUUGAAACACAGAAGACAUGUUGUAUUACCAAAGGAUAUGGUGAAAUUGGUGCCAAAGAACCAUCUCAUGUCUGAGCAGGAGUGGCGUAAUAUUGGAGUGCAGCAGAGUCAAGGAUGGGUGCAUUACAUGACACAUCAACCUGAACCCCAUAUCUUAUUGUUCCGAAGGAAGAUAACAACACAGCCGAAGAAGACCUAAAGUUUUGGGUGGUAAAGAUUUGUACAUUCAUUGAUGAGUUAAUUUUUAAAGGUAAAAUAUAAGCUGACUCAUAACAAACUUCAAAUAUCAGGGUCGAGUUACUUAGUUCUCUUUAAUUUGGUUAUUAUAGUAUGUUAAAUAACUGGUAGUGAUUUUUUACUGUUUAGUCAUUUAAAUCUAACAUUUCUUGUAGAAAUUAUGAAAUGUUACUUUACCUUCAAUAAGUUACUAUACAGAUUAAAUCUAUUUUACCUAAAAUUGCUGGAUAGAUUUUAGAUUUAGUAGAAUUAUAAAAUUGAGUUUGUUUGAAUGUUGAUAAAGUUUGGUUUGUUAUGGGUUUGAUCAUCAUUCCGUAAUUUAGAUUGUUUUAAGUAAGUCAUUAAUUUAAGAAGUCCAGUGCCUUACAUGACAAUAAUGAAUUAUAGCUUAUGUAAAUUUUAUUCUAAAUGUUCCUUUCUCAAAUUAUAGCUUGUAAAUAUGUUUUAAUAUAGUAAUCUGCAAGUUGUGCUUCUUUUAACCAGAAUUAUGGAAAUUAAUGAAAUGUAGUUAUUAAUAUUUCUUAAAUGUUAUUCUUUAAGCAGUAAUUAGGCAUCUAGAUUUUUGCAGCAUUGAUUUUUUGACAUUUGUAAUAUAUUGAUGGGUGAAAGGCUGUUUGUUUUAAGCACCAUUAGGUUAAAUGUUCAGAGGAGUUAAAUUUUCCAAUCGGUUCGAGGUUAAAAUUACUAUAAUUCUGCAUACUUUAUUACUUAUUUCAUAUUUAAAAUUUGCUGAUUCUGAAUAUAUAUGUAUAAGUCAAUAUUGCAUACAAUGGCGGUUAAAACAAAUUGCUUCCCCCAUCAAUAUUAAGUUUAUUGAUUGAAAAAUAAUACCUCAAAUGUUAAAUUUCUAUUUAUUUUGCAUAUAAAAUUUACACAA